UCAUUUCCAACCAAUCACAACCCAGAUAACUUCCUGUUUCCUAUCUUAUUCAGAAAAAAAAAUGCAUUGGCGAUUUAAUGUGAAAGCAGAUCCCCUCAAACUUUUUACAGUUUUCUAUCGCAACGAUUUCAAGGAAAAACACUGCUAAACAUGGAUUCCAUGGAACUUGAUGACUGCGGCUAUGUAAAUAAGAAAUUUACGACGCAAGGGCUCGUCACUGAAGGGAAUUUUCAACAAAGAAACAAGUCAUCCAGAUGUGUCACUGUGUGUCUUGGUUUACUGUGCGCUGUCUCACUGGCCGGUAACAUUGGACAAUUCAUCUACUACGAGCUAAUGCCUGGAUUUUCAAUGGCGGACCGGGCUAAUUCUGAUCAUCUGACUCAAGACCUCCAUCUCAACAGCGACAUGUUUCCCACAGAUAGAGACCACGUGGAGAGAAACCAGCUUGAGGUCAUGUUGAAUAAUCUGACAAGGAACAAAGAGCAGUUACAGGCCAGUUACGAAUCCCUUGUUGAAGAGAAACAACAGUUGGAGAACAGCUACAAUUCACUGGUGAAAGAGAGAGAUAGACUCCUCAGCAGCGAAACAGUUUGGACUGCCGAAAGAGACGAGUUGAGGACCAACUUCCAGAGUGUGAAGCAGCAACAUGAUCAGUUGCAGACUAAUUACAGUCUCCUAAAUACAGAGAAUGAUGUGCUACAAACAUUAAAUAGUGCACAGGGGACAGACAAAGACCAGUUACAGGCCAGUUACGAGUCCCUUGUUAAAGAGAAAGACCAGUUACAGACUCGUUACGAUUCUCUUGUUAAAGAGCAAGCACACCUUCAAACCAGUAAAACUACUGUGGCUGCUGAACGGGAUGAGCUAAAGUCCAGCCUAAACAGUCUUAAAAAUGAGAAAGACCAGUUACAACGCGAUUACUCUUCACUGAGAACCAAGAAAGAUCAGUUACAGACCAGCUACGAUUCUCUCUCUAAAGAAAAACAGCUUCUCCUUGCUAGUAAAACCACUUUGUCAACUGAAAAAGAUGAGUGCAGGUCCCGCCUUAACAAUCUGGAAAAUGAGAAAGACCAGUUGCAACACAGUUACUCUUCAUUGAGAAGCGAGAAGGACCAGUUACAAGCCCGUUACAAUUCCCUCGAUCAAGAGAAAAAACUUCUCCUAGCAAGUGAGACCACUUUGUCAACUGAAAGAGAUCAGUUGAGGUCCCGCUUUAACGGUCUGAAAAAUGAGCAGGAUCAGCUACAACGCAGUUAUUCUUCACUGAGAAGCGAAAAAGACCAGUUACAGACCCGUUACGCAUCACUCGUUCAAGAGAAAGCGGGACUUCUAACCAAUAACACCAAUGUGGCUGCUGAGAGAGAUGUGUUCAAGUCCCUCUACAAUGAUAUUAAAGAUGACAGAGCGCAUUUACAGAACAAUUACACUUUGCUGGAGGCUGACAGAGACCGGCUGGAAAGAAAUAACAGAGCAUUGAGCAUCAGUGAAAGUAUGUGUCAGACCAGGUACUGGCUCCUGCAAAGACAAAAGGAGCACAUUCACAAUGACUGCGACACUCUGCGGGUUGAACAUGAGCAGCUUCGCGGAAACCAAAGCAGCCUUGAGACACAAAGGUACGAGUUGCAGAAGAACGUGGACAAGAUGACCGCCAAGCUGAGCUACAUGCUCUGUGGGGUCGGCUGGAGAAAGUUUGACGGCAACUGCUACUUUGUGUCAAGCUUGAGUAAGAACUGGGCGGAAAGCAGACAAGAUUGCAUCAACAAGGGAGGCGAUCUGGUUAUUAUAAACAGCAAGGAGGAACAGGUAUUCGUUAAUGGUUUAUUGGGGCAAAACCAGCAUGCAUGGAUUGGUCUGAGCGACCAAAUCAAGGAAGGAACGUGGAUUUGGGUGGAUGGGACCCCUCUCAACACAGAGUUCUGGCAGAAGGGUCAGCCCAACAACUUCCGGAACCAGGACUGCGUUAAAAUCCAGAGCAAAUCCUCUCUCGUGUUCGGAGCCUGGAAUGACGAUAACUGUUCCCUUAAACAACGCUGGAUUUGUGAGACUUGAAGACAAUAUGUAGCUUAGGACCUAACCCAUUCAACUUAAUGGAUACCUGCAGAUACAAUACAUUUUCUUGUGCUGAAUAGCUUCAGAAAAAUCCAAAAUUAUGAAAUGUUUUUUGGGUUUUUUUGUGUCCAAUUUUAAUGAUUUAUAUGUGAACAUGAAAACAUGAUUUAUUUGGGCAAAUCACCCUCAUACAGGGUUUACAUGUUGCCUUGUAUGCAAACUACACUGUUUACCAUUGGUAUAAAUAAAAUUGUACAGCACAAUUCAU
Phyllopteryx taeniolatus (common seadragon) is the source of this 2317-nucleotide messenger RNA. Its product is annotated as CD209 antigen-like. The record is from RefSeq and is a predicted model, not a curated record. The transcript has 7 exons. NCBI's taxonomy places the organism in Eukaryota, Metazoa, Chordata, Actinopteri, Syngnathiformes, Syngnathidae. Bases 151 to 2049 code for a protein of 632 amino acids.